Melanotaenia boesemani (Boeseman's rainbowfish) is the source of this 3020-nucleotide messenger RNA. RefSeq names its product ubiquitin carboxyl-terminal hydrolase 6. The transcript is spliced from 14 exons. Lineage: Eukaryota; Metazoa; Chordata; Actinopteri; Atheriniformes; Melanotaeniidae. The record is from RefSeq and is a predicted model, not a curated record. The coding region runs from base 249 to 2741 and encodes 830 amino acids.
GCUGUGCUGGAGGGGGAUAGCGGUGACUUCAUUUGAGGAGCAGCAUAGCUUUCAGUGAAGACAGUGGACAGCCUGGCUGGGACAAGUCUUCUUCUUCUUCUUCUUCUUCUUCUUCUUCUUCACAUUUGCUGCUUCACAUGUAAUCUCCACAUCUGGGUUAGAGCGAGGAGGAGAAUGAGAAUAGUGCAUGUAGUUUCUACUUGUAGGUACAGCGCAGCAGAAGCGAAGUCACUCCGAAAGAUUUUGACAUGAAGAAGGAUAUUGAUACCCUUAUAGCAGAGGAACGGGCUGAAAUCAUCUCUAAAUAUGACAAGGGCAGACAAGAGGGUGUCAGCAUUGACCCGUGGGAAGAUGCUGACUACAGCAUCUAUAAAGUCACGGAUCGUUUCGGCUUCCUACAUGAGGAAGAGCUUCCAACACCUACUGCCCUUGAAGAGAAGCUAAAGCACCAGGAGAUAGAGCGAGUGGAAAAAUGGCUUAAGAUGGUGAAAAAAUGGGAUAAAUACAGGAAUAGCGAAAAGCUGGUCAAGCGAGUGUAUAAAGGAAUCCCUCUCCAGCUGCGAGGCCAGGCUUGGGCUUUGCUUUUGGACAUAGAGAAAAUUAAACAAGAUAAUGAGGGAAAAUAUGAGAAAAUGAAGCAACAGGCUCGUAAGUUCUCCACAGAGAUCAAGCAGAUAGACUUGGAUGUGAACAGAACCUUCAGGAACCACAUCAUGUUCAUGGAUCGCUUUGGAGUCAAGCAGCAGGCACUGUUUCAUGUACUAGCAGCUUACUCUGUCUACAAUACGGAGGUGAGCUACUGCCAGGGGAUGAGUCAGAUCGCUGCGAUCUUACUCAUGUACCUGAACGAGGAAGAUGCCUUCUGGGCUCUAUCCCAGCUCCUUACCAACAGCAAGCAUUCCAUGCAUGGGUUCUUCAUCCCAGGAUUCCCCAAGCUGCAGCGUUUCCAGGCUCACCAUGAGCUCAUCCUCUCUAAAAUGCUGCCCAAGCUAAAGAAACACCUGGACAAGGAGCAGAUGACAACAGGGAUUUAUACCACCAAAUGGUUUCUCCAGUGCUUCAUUGACAGAACCCCAUUCACCCUCACCUUGCGCUUAUGGGACAUUUACAUAUUGGAAGGAGACAAAAUACUAACUGCUAUGGCUUAUACAACCCUCAAGUUACAUAAAAAGCGGCUGCUGAAGCUGCAGUUGGAGGACCUGAGGGAGUUUCUUCAGGAGCAGCUGGCUGCUUCUUUCUUCCUUCCUGAUGAUAUGGCGGUUGAACAGUUACAGGUUUCAUUGUCGGAGCUGCGCAGUAAAAAGCUGGAUCAACCUCCUCCAGCCAAGUCAGACGAGCUGCCAAAGAAGCCUCUGGGUCAAGAGAGACCAGUUCUCCUACUUCCACUGCAGCAUGACUCUCCUCUAGAGGUCAAAAUAAAUCUCCAGGCCAACACUGUGUCCAAUACAGAGAGCCAGCCAGUAGAUGGGCUCACCCAGCUUCAGACACCUUCUUCUGCAGAACCACAAGAUUCAAGAAGCUUUUCAGUCUCAAACACACCUUCUUUGCCUUCACCCAACCCAGUGGUCAUUCACACACAAGAAACACCUUCUUUGUCGAGACCUUGUAAAGCACCUCCGAUACCUCUAAAACCAGACAAACUGUCUGCUGAGAUGGGGUUCGUCAGAAAGGUGGAGGAGACACUGCCAGAAAAGUGCAAAGAUGUGAGAAAAAAGGGAAAAGAGACAGAAGAUCCAGAGACCCAGUCUGCGGAUUGGCCUCCACCAUAUGAGCCUCCUCCUUUAGAUGCUCUUGUCUUGCACACUGAGGAGGAAAUCAUUGACCUUCCAGACCUUCCGCCUCCACCUUUUUUCUACCCUGAGCAGAGUGAUCAAAGCUCACUGGAAAGAGAACCACCCUGCCUAAGGACUGGGUCUGGCUCACCGACCCCGCGCCACUCUCCUUCCCCUCUACCAGCCGCACCAUCAGUCACUCAAAUAAAACUAUCCCCCAAACCACAUCCAAAACCAGCAACAUCCCUUGACCCCACACAGAAAAAAGUUCCUUCAAAACCCUCCCCUAACUGUGCCUUCGCAGCAUCCUCGUCUUCCUCUCCUAGACUUCCUCCCUCAAAGCCAACAAAGUUCCCAGUCUCUCUGUACGUCCCUGUGUCCAUGGGAGACAGGCGACCUUCCAACACUUCCCAGUAUGAUAACCUUUCCGAAGCUGAUGACGAUGAUCGGCUUGUGGAGAGACUUCUGGCCUCCACUCCUGAGGAAAUUCCCAGCAUGCAGAGCAACCUGCCCUAUACUAUUGAUAGAGACUAUGACCCUGCUCUCUACCCUGUUCCCCCACCUCCUAUCUUCAUCCCUCCUUCCCCGUCUCCCAUUCCCACUUCGAUGUGUGCCCUCCCCAGUUUGCCUCAAGAGCCAGAAUAUGAUGGAGAGGACAGCUGGGUGGAGGAUUCCAUCAUUCCCCCUCCUCCACCUAGUUUUGCUGACAGACUUUCUCCAUUUCAGUGUACCACCGCCAUCUGUUCAGACAAACGGAGCGGCGUGUCACCUGUUUACUCUAAGCCUUUCUCCAGAGGCCCCAGAGACCAUUCAGCAUUCCCAGCACCUUUGUUGUACACCGGGUCUCCCCAUGGUCACUCCAGAUCCUCAGGACAGUCGCCAGUAGGAGUGCCCUUGGUUCAGUCCAGUCCAGACUUUUGUAGGAUGCCUCCUGGUGGACAGCAGCUGCCAAAAUCAGUAACUUUUUGAUGCGUUAACAUUUUACUAUUGAUCAUUCUGUUUCUGCUUGAUUGGUUUUUAAAGCCAUUUAAAAGGUGAAAGGUCAGUAGCUCCACUGUUUGCCCGUGGUUGUGUGUUUGUAUGAAAAGAACCUGUUUUAUAUAUAUGUAGAGAUCUUGUGCGAUUUUAUUGGGUGCACCCACUUGUUCUUUUUUUGUUUGUUUGUUUGUUCUUUUGUUUAUGGGACCACACUUGAUUUAAAUUUGUGUGGACAAAUGUACACAAAAAUAAUGUGAUCUCAUAACAGCU